AUGGGCACUCACAAGAAGGCCGCUGCCGUCUCUUCGACGGACACGUUCGGGGAGGUUGGCCGCAUCUUUCAGCAAGUGCACCAGAGCGCUGCGCACGCGCAGAAGUGCAAGAAGAAGCUCAUCAGCCUCGGCCAGGAGAGCGCGCCGCAACUCUGCAGAGAUGUGUGCGGUGUCGUGCUGCUGAUCCUGAAGCAGGUGGCUCAGAUCGCGCCUGAGGCGAUGCGAAGGCACUACGCCUUUGUCACCGAGCUCUGUAAGGCGUUCCGCGAGUCCUUCGAGUCGGACCAGUUGGCCAUUGAGCUGCUGAAGAGUGUUUCGGCCUUCCACAACGCGAUGGACAAGGCUGUGCGGCUGGCCGUCGUAUCCACCUUUGAGGCCCUGCUCAAGACGGUGGACCAAAGCAAUGUGUCGGAGGAGCGGCAGGACUUCUACCAGGAGGCUGCGGAGCUGCUGAAGCAGCGCGCGCAUGAUAAGUGUCCGCAGGUUCGUGCGAAGGCGGUCGCCAGCGUGGCUGCCUUCCAGUCUGGGAAAAAGGAUUGCGACGUCACACAGCAGCUCAUUGCACUGCUGUGCUGCGACACCAACGCCGACGUGCGCAAGCAGAUCCUCCACGCGAUUGCGCCGCGCAAGGAGUUUCUCGAGGGGUACUUCCACGGCAUUAUCCGCUGCAUCCGCGAUGUCGUGGCACGCGUGCGGGCGGAGGCGUGGGACGUGCUAGGGCGCUUUCCGUGGCGCUACAUCACCGCCUACGCGAAUGCCAAGGGAGUGAAGAUGCCGGAGCUGCUGGCGGCCGGGCUUGACGACGCCAACGCAUCGGUCGUCAUUGCCUGCCGGGCCGCCAUCACCAACUCGUGGGUGCACCGUGACUGCAAGGAUCUGUACGAGGAUUUCAUGAACAGCAUCGCGUGUGGGUACGUACUCCCGUCGCUGUCGCCGUACGAGCGCAUCAGUGCGGAGCUGCUUGCUCACGCGCGAAAGCGCCAGGCCAACACACACUUUCUCUUGAAGCUCGACGACAUCAACACGGCGGGGCUGCUCCUAUGGAAGGCGGACUGUCGUGUGUCGUGCGACACGGAGGGCGAGGACGAGACACAGCUGCUGCUGCCGCUGGGGCAGUUCAGCACCGUUCUCCAGGAUACUGUGUACGCCUACGCGCGCCCCGAUGCGGAGCCCAAGACGGUCAAGUUCCGCAGCGUCGAGGACGCCGACAACAUGCUGCGUAUUCUGCUCUCGGUUUUCGACAUCUACGAUGACAAUGCCUACUUGGCACACGCCGACAACACCACCCGCGCAUCGCUGCUGCGCCUCAUCAACUUUAUCUUGAAGGUUGUGCCAGACGAAGAUCCGUCGCUCUUCGUGGACGUUGCCGUGCGCGCUCUCAAGUCGCUCACCGCCCGCACGCCGGAAGAGGCAACGAAGACGAUCACGUCCGCGCUCGACUCGCUCUUCCGAAGCCUGAAACUGCCGCAGCGACACAGUCUGGGCUUCGACGAUGUCGAAGCAAUUGGACGCAAGAGCCGCGAGCGGCAGCAGGAGUUGGUGAAGCGCAAGGUGCUGUGGCGCGCGGGCGAGCUGACGGAGGAGUCCUACACGGAGCUGAAGGAGGAGAUGGACCGGGAUGAGAAGUUUCUGCUGCGCAUGCAGCUCAUCGUCCUCGCGUUCCUUUCACAUUCGCAGCGCGGGGACGCGAUUCCGAUGUUCUGCUACCACAUCAUUCAGAUGGGCCGGCACCUCGACAACGAGAAAGUGCGCGUGGCGGCGACGAAGUCGCUUUGCUUGCAGUGCCUCAUCAACCCCGAGUGCGUCCACACCUUUAUGCCGCUCAUCCUCGCCGACUCGCAGGAGAAUGCUGGCGGCGCCGUAGAGGCCGACAUGAGCCUUCCCAUCGCGGCCAUCGGCGUUAUCUUUGAUCUCAUCAUGGAGUACGGGCUGCGCUUCUUCGACGUGGCGAAGCGGCCACCGAACGAGGCGAGGGCGCUGUACAAUUCAGAGAGCGAGACCGAGGCGCGCCUGCAGCACGAGCAGGAGUUGGCGGAGGAGGACGUGCACAAAGUGGGCAGCAAGCGUCUUCUGGCAACGCUACAGUCUUACCUGCAGUCGGGCAACGAGGCCAAGCACAUUGUCACGGCCUCCGGCUUCUGCAAACUGCUGAGUUGCAACCGCCUUCCGGCAGAGGUCGUUCCACAUGUUGUAGCAGUUCUGCUUAUUCACUACACGGGUGCCAUGGCGUCGAAGAAGGAAAGCACCACCGCCGCGUACAUGAUGGACUACCUCGGCACCUUCUUCCGCAGCUACGCCGCGAGCCACCCAAAGCGCCAGGCGCAGAUCUGCGAGGGCGGUAUCACCGCAUUCCGCGUCGUGCUCGAGCGCAACAUCGCCAUGGCAUCGAGGCUGAUCGAGUUUGUUGCGCGUCUCACGGACGCCUACACGUUGACCGCCAUUCGCGACAUCGACCCGCAAGCGGCAAGGCGCGCGACCAGGGACGUGGUAGACGAGGCAGGAGGAGCAGCAGAAGAGGUCGAGGCGCAGCGCAAGAGCAACCGCGCCAACGCAACGCGCUCUUCCAUGCAGUCGGGCCGCCUUUUUCGCGAGCUGAGUCGCCACUCUCUUCACGAGCGGCUCUCACAGGAGCUGCUGAUCGUGUUGGCGAGCAGCGAGCUCGCGGAGAGUCGCGCUGCCUGCAUGGAUGCUCUGGAGAAGUGCAUGUAUUUUUACAGCCUCGAACCACAGCCCUUCUUGCUCCACUGCACUGCCGCGGCACUGGAGGCGACGCGGCAUGCUGCCCCUAUCGUGCACGACCGUCUAGAGGCCUGGCAGACGAAGCUUUGUGAGCGAUGCACCGCGGCCGCCGCUGCGCCACAGUCGAACGGCACCACCAGCGACGCCGACAGCGCCGAUUCGCUCGAACAGCGGUGGUGCGAGGGGCUAAAGGCACAUGAAGAGAAGCGGGACGCGCUGCUGGAGGCGGGCUUUGGCGGGUUCGCGUCUAUCCCACCUCAGCUCGAUGUCGCUUCACCCGUGAUGGUGAAGGCGGAAACGGCGGAGUUGAAGCGGGAGCGCCACUCAGACGUGUUCGACGUGGAGUCGAUUGUGGGUCCUAGCAAGCGAUCGAGGUACUGA
Leishmania major strain Friedlin is the source of this 3120-nucleotide messenger RNA. RefSeq lists its product as hypothetical. The transcript has a single exon. Gene Ontology annotation, biological process: mitotic chromosome condensation. Lineage: Eukaryota; Euglenozoa; Kinetoplastea; Trypanosomatida; Trypanosomatidae. Gene Ontology annotation, cellular component: condensin complex; condensed chromosome. The record is from RefSeq and is a predicted model, not a curated record. Bases 1 to 3120 code for a protein of 1039 amino acids.